AUGGGUCAACGACAUGUUAGAGACUCGAUCCGGGAAGUUGAUGAUCAAAGUUUGCUUAUAGGGGACACGCUUCUCCUCUCUCGAACUACAUAUUUCAACGGUGCUUGGGCUGACGGAAAUGGCGGAGGCUAUCGACUCACCGAAGCACCAUCUCCCCUUCCCCCUUCCCGACCACUUUCCAACACGAGUGAGAUCAAGCUGGUCUACGAUGCCGGAGAUGUUUCUGCUGUCUUCCGCAUUGGCGAAGCUUUCUGCAAAGUGAGGCUUCUCACCAUACCUGAGGUCACACGAGAGCAUACGACGUAUGCCUGGCUUCACCAGCGCUUGUGGAGUUUCUCGAUUCCCAAAGUCAUCCAUCAUACCGAGCACCAGGGCCGGUAUUACAUCUUUCUCACUCGCGUUCCCGGGAUGACCAUCGACAGUCUGUGGCCCACCCUGGACGAGAACACCAAGCAGCGCUACGUCGAAAGGGUCGUCGAUAUCUGCAAAGAACUCAACGCCGCCGCCUCUGGAACAAGCAUCGUCGGAGUAGAGGGCGGCGUUCUUUCGGAACUCUACCUCGCGGCGGACGGAGACUGUAGCCCACAAACCUUGCGCAAAACCUCCCUGGAGCUUGGCAUGGACUGCUCAAAAUUGAUUUUCUACCACUGCGACAUGAGCCCUACCAAUAUCUUCUUCGAUCCUGUCGACCACUCCACCGGCGUCAUUGAUUGGGAGGUAGCCGGGUUUGUGCCUUUGGAAUGGGUCAGGACCAAGUUCCGAGUCUCUGGCGGAUUCGAUCUGUGUGGCGGUGACAAACUAGAUUACCGGAGGCGAGUGCAGAUUUGCCUGGGCGAAGCAGGCUUCACGGAUGUCUCAUCAACGUUUAUGGAUAUUCUUAACAAGAAGUCACUGGCACGUGAGCAGAAGUAA
Colletotrichum destructivum is the source of this 912-nucleotide messenger RNA. Its product is annotated as Putative aminoglycoside phosphotransferase, protein kinase-like domain superfamily. Lineage: Eukaryota; Fungi; Ascomycota; Sordariomycetes; Glomerellales; Glomerellaceae. The transcript has a single exon. The coding region runs from base 1 to 912 and encodes 303 amino acids. The record is from RefSeq and is a predicted model, not a curated record.